AAAAACACACCAGAGUAUACCAACAAUCAGAGUAUACCAACUAUGCCCGGUGGUUGCAGCAUCAGAGCUCUCUGGAUCCUCAACAAUCACGACGUCGUCGUCUUCUCUCGGAGGUUUCCGGUAGUUGAGGGGCGGUGGCGUGCAGCUUGCAAGAGCGGGAACAAGACCACCACCGAUGAUAAUUUUAAGUACACUGUGUUGCCCAUACUUCCGACUGAUUCAGAGUUAGCUGCUGCAUUUGUGGACCGCAAAAAGAGGGAGGGAUCUGCUCGUGGUUUUGGUAUACGUGUAACUCAGUCAGCUGAAGGCUCAGAUUCAUGGGUUGAUGAUCCAAUUACACGCCACAUUAUAAGCCUUUAUAUCAACAAAGAAGAGGAAGGAGAGAAUCAUUUGCUAUGGCCAUUAACUUUGCACAUAAAAGGCCUUUAUUGCAUCCUUGUAUUGCCUUUGGUCGAGCCCCGCCAUUUAAAAGCAUAUGCAAGAAUUUGUAAACAAUCUGAUUGCGGAAAUGCUAUUGGAGAGGAUGAAAAUGUAUCUUCCCUCCUGCUUGAUCUUCCAUCCAUCACAGGGGCAUUUAUGGUUGCACAUACACUAGGUGACAUAAUUACAGGCGAUAUUCCAGAACCUGAAGUACUUGUAAGUGUUUCUCCAUCGGUAGGAGGCUUGUUGGAUUCUUUAACUGGCAGUAUAGGGAUUUCAGGUAUUUCUGCAAGAGCAAAGCCUGUAGCAGCACCAGUUGCGGCAUCCACCAUUGCAAGCACUGCUGUAAGUGGAGCUGUUACAUCAGAUGCUCCAAAGAUUGGUUUGCGGCCCCUGGACAAAGAUACACUUCGAACUUUCAUUAGUAGCUCAAUGCCCUUUGGUACACCAUUGGAUCUUAACUAUUCCAAUAUUUCCGCUAUUAAGGUGAAUGGCUUUACUUCAUCAGAUUUGCCUCCAGCAGACCGGAGGCAACCUGCAUGGAAACCUUACCUCUACAGAGGAAAGCAAAGAGUGCUUUUUACUAUUAUUGAGACAGUUCAUGCUGCUAUGUAUGACCGCGAUGAAAUUCCAGAUAGUAUAUCAAUUUCUGGUCAAGUGAAUUGUAGAGCAGAAUUAGAAGGAUUGCCUGAUGUUUCAUUUCCCUUGACCGGUCUGGACUCUGCUUGCAUUGAAGUUCUAUCAUUUCAUCCUUGUGCUCAAGUUCCAGAGCAAGGUGUGGAUAAGCAAUCUGUGAUGUUUUCACCACCAUUAGGUAAUUUUGUUUUAAUGCGUUACCAGGCAAUUUGUGGCACUGGACCUCCCAUAAAGGGGUUUUAUCAGCUGUCGAUGGUCUCAGAAAAUGAAGGUGCAUUUUUAUUCAAGUUGCACCUGAUGGAAGGAUAUAAAUCUCCUCUAACAAUGGAGUUCUGUUCCCUGACUAUGCCUUUUCCUAGGAGAAGGGUGGUGUCGUUUGAUGGGACACCUUCUAUUGGGACAGUUUCUACUACCGAGCACUCAGUUGAAUGGAAAAUUAUAACAAGUGGGAGGAGUGUUUCUGGGAAGAGCAUUGAAGCAACUUUCCCUGGAACAGUUAGGUUUGCGCCUUGGCAAACUCAAAGACUUCCCUCCUCUGUGUCAGUCUUGGGAAGUAUAGCUGAUGAAGAUAGUGAUGAUGUCGAUUCAGAGUCAGCUAAUAAUAUUGUAAAUAUAGAUGAAUUCUUAAUGGAAAAAUUGAACAAGGACCUUCAAUCAGUUGAUCUAGAGGAGCCAUUUUGCUGGCAGGCAUACAAUUAUGCUAAAGUAACUUUCAAGAUGGUGGGGACAUCUUUAUCUGGAAUGACUAUUGAUCCUAAAUCUGUAAGCAUCUUUCCAGCUGUUAAAGCACCUGUGGAGUUCUCAACUCAGGUUACUUCUGGGGAUUAUAUAUUAUGGAACACAUUGGGGAAAUGCCCAUUUACUGCCACAGCAAAAGUAUAGGGGUUGGGCAGGAAGUUUGGAAUGUAAUCUUUUGUGUUUUCAUUGGCAAAUAUCCUUUGUUUGUCUAAUUGGCUGCGCUAUGCUGCCAGCUUCAAAGUCUGUCUAAGCCUGGCGGAAGAAAAUUUUGGUGUCCGUUUCGAAGUCUGUCUAACCUGGCUGAAGAGAAUUUUACUGUCCGUUUGGAAGUCUGCCUAAGCCUGGCUACAGAGGACUCUGCCAUGCUUAGGUCACAGCCAUGGCUUCACUCAAGUAAGUGUUUUGCAGAUUGAAGUCAAGAUAAAGAUGGAUUUGUGAUCUUCUUGUGAUUUGUUAAAGAAGAAUGCUGGGAGAAACAGAUAUCUUGUAUUUUGUGUAAAAUUGAAGUACAUUAAGUUAAAUCAUUAUGGCGUUAGACACAGAGAAACUCAGAGUUCCUUCUGUUUACUUGAUCCAACAGUUUUGUUUUGGUUUGUAGGAGAUGAUCCCAUCAUUGAACCUUCAUUCCUUUCAUUGGAGAACAAUAAAACUUGUUGCGAACCAUUUUGUACAACGAUGAUUUAUAAAAUGCAUUCUGAAUUGGUUUUUUAGUUGAA
Molecule: messenger RNA, 2510 nt
Organism: Cornus florida
Lineage: Eukaryota; Viridiplantae; Streptophyta; Magnoliopsida; Cornales; Cornaceae
Product: AP-5 complex subunit mu
Exons: 8
Coding region: 43-1938 (631 amino acids)
Biological process (GO): endosomal transport
Cellular component (GO): lysosome; AP-type membrane coat adaptor complex; cytosol
Source: RefSeq, a predicted model, not a curated record